UCUGCCCGGCCUCGCCACUUCAGCACAGCAUGCCUCGCUUCCUCCAUUUAUUCACCUUGCUCUUCUACCUACGCAUCCCAGCAAGUUCUGCCGCGACAGACACCAUCCAGGCCGGACAAGCACUUGCUGUCCACGACAAGCUCGUCUCCAGCAAUGGCAGGUACGCGCUUGGCUUCUUCAAACCAAACAGCAGCAAAUCAUCUCAGGACACUACCAACUGGUACCUUGGCAUAUGGUUCAAUACAGUCCCCACAUUUACUCCAGCAUGGGUUGCAAAUAGGGAUAAACCGAUCAAGAACACCACCUCAGUGGAGCUCACAAUCUCCCAGGAUGGGAACCUUGUCAUCCAAAACGAGUCCACCAAGUCCAUAAUCUGGUCUACACAAGCAAACAUCACAACAAAUAGCACCACCGCUAUCCUCUUGAGUAGUGGAAAUCUUAUCCUCACAAACUCAUCAAACCAAUCAGAAGUUCUAUGGCAGAGCUUUGAUCACCCCACAGAUACAUUUUUCCCUGGGGCGAAGCUUGGAUGGGACAAGGUCACCGGCCUGAAUCGUAGUUUUGUUUCCUGGAAAAACUUGAUCGACCCAGCUGCCGGUGGGUACCGCUAUGAGUUAGACCCCAGUGGUAUCGACCAGUUAUUGCUUGUAGCAUUAAACUCAUCCACAUCAUACUGGUCCACCGGUCCAUGGAGCGGAAAAUACUUUUCCUCAAUUCCAGAGAUGGCAGCUCGCCACUCUAUUAGUGCAAAAUUUGUCAAGAAUGACAGAGAGAGGUACUUGACAUAUAAUAUAGUAGAUGCAUAUAUGGAUCCCAAUAUGCUUACUCGUCAUGCAAUUGACGUAUCAGGUCAAAUAAAGACAUUCACAUGGAUGAAGGGCUCACAGGACUGGGUAAUGAUCAAUGCCCAACCCAAAGCCCAAUGCGAUGUCUAUGCAGUUUGUGGACCUUUCACAAUUUGCAAUGAUAAUGAUGUUCCACAUUGCAUUUGUAUGGAGGGCUUCAGCAUAACAUCCCCCAAGAACUGGGAGCUAGAAGAUCGAGCGGAUGGGUGCUCAAGAAAAACUCAACUAGACUGCAUAAGGAACAUAAGCACAACACACACCACAGACAAGUUCUACCAUGAGCCAUGUGUUAGGUUACCCCAGAAUGCCCAAAAAGUGGAAGCAGCUGGAAGCUCGAAUGAGUGCGAACAAAUUUGCCUGAAUGACUGCUCUUGCACUGCAUACUCCUUUGGCGAUAGUGGAUGUUCUGUCUGGCAUAAUGAAUUGCUCAACAUAGGACGACUAGAAUGCAGUGACACAACCAAUUCAAAUGGAGAAACUCUUUGCCUUCGUCUUUCUGCCAAAGAUGUACAAAGUUUGAAAUAUAACAGAAGAGGGAUUUCUAUUGGAGUUGCAACUGCUACAGUCAUUUGUGCUCUAGGCUUAUUUGCACUCGUCCUAUUACUGAUGAUUUGGACAAACAAAAAGAAUAGCUCUGGUCACAUUGUGAACGGUUACACAGGUUGUAAUGGAAUCAUUGCAUUUAGAUACAAUGAACUACAACGAGCAACGAAAAAAUUUACAGAUAAGUUGGGGGCAGGUAGCUUUGGUUCUGUAUUCAAGGGGUUUAUAAAUGACUCAAAUACCAUAGCAGUUAAGAGGCUUGAUGGUGCUUAUCAAGGAGAGAAACAAUUCAGAGCUGAAGUGAGCUCAAUUGGAGCUAUCCAACACAUCAAUUUGGUUAAGCUUGUUGGUUUCUGUUGUGAGGAUGAUAAGAGGCUGCUUGUUUAUGAAUACAUGUCAAACCACUCUCUUGACGUCCAUCUAUUUCGAAGCAAUUCCACAGUGUUAAGUUGGGCUGCUAGGUACCAGAUAGCCCUUGGAGUUGCAAGAGGGUUAGCCUACUUGCAUGAAAGCUGUCGAGACUGCAUCAUACACUGUGAUAUCAAGCCAGAAAACAUACUUCUUGAUGCUUCAUUCCUUCCAAAAAUUGCAGACUUUGGGAUGGCAAAGCUAUUAGCAAGGGAUUUUAGCCGAGUAUUGACAACAAUGAGAGGGACUGCAGGGUACCUUGCACCUGAAUGGAUUACUGGUGUUGCUAUUACACCGAAAGUUGAUGUUUAUAGCUACGGGAUGGUGCUGCUGGAAAUAAUAUCUGGAAGGAGGAACACAUGCGCACCGUUGUCAAGCAAUGUCGAUGUUUAUUUCCCUGUGCAAGCUGCACAUAAGCUUCUUGAAGGAGACAUCAGGAGUUUGGUAGAUCACAAGUUACAAGGUGAUGUCAAUCUGGAUGAGGCUGAACUGGCUUGCAAAGUUGCAUGUUGGUGUAUCCAAGACGAUGAGCUUGAUCGACCAACAAUGGGAGAGGUAGUUCAGAUUCUUGAAGGGCUAAUUGAGACCACGAUGCCCCCGAUACCGAGACUACUCCAAACUAUGUUUGAAAGUUGCUCCUAAUGUUUUUCUUUCAGGGAAAACUAGCUGGUUGGGCGCCUACAUGUUAUACUGUACUAUGUGUAUACCUAAGACCAUAGCUGUAUUUAUAUUAUACAAAUGUAAUGCUUAUUACGGAAGAAAUAGCUGUACUUCGUAUGAAGUAUUACUUUGUAACGGUCUCAAUGUACCCUCACUGCAUCAUUAUA
Molecule: messenger RNA, 2623 nt
Organism: Lolium rigidum
Lineage: Eukaryota; Viridiplantae; Streptophyta; Magnoliopsida; Poales; Poaceae
Product: G-type lectin S-receptor-like serine/threonine-protein kinase At2g19130
Exons: 1
Coding region: 30-2438 (802 amino acids)
Biological process (GO): recognition of pollen; protein phosphorylation
Molecular function (GO): protein serine/threonine kinase activity; ATP binding
Source: RefSeq, a predicted model, not a curated record